Messenger RNA from Fonsecaea erecta, 531 nucleotides. RefSeq lists its product as hypothetical. The transcript is spliced from 2 exons. Gene Ontology annotation, cellular component: membrane. NCBI's taxonomy places the organism in Eukaryota, Fungi, Ascomycota, Eurotiomycetes, Chaetothyriales, Herpotrichiellaceae. Bases 1 to 531 code for a protein of 176 amino acids. The record is from RefSeq and is a predicted model, not a curated record.
AUGUCCGUGCCACUGCUCCCUGUGACCGGCGGCUUUGCACCAGCAUUUGCCGUCUACUACGCCCUCCUCAACCUCCGCGUGAGCUUGGUGCGUGUGUCGUGCAAGACCAUGAUGGGGACCGAUGUCGAAGCCGCCGCAAACCACGAGAGUCAAUCUCCUCUUCCUCCUUCUCCCACCUCUAACAGUUCCGACGACCAGACUAAGGCCCAGACCCAGAAACAGCAACAGGAACAGAACAAAGCUGGGGAUCGUCUUCUCGUCAGUGCCCGCUGCCACGCCAACUUCGUCGAGAACGUGCCCCUGGCUCUCCUGGUCGCGUCCGUGGUCGAGAUCAACGGUGGAAAUACCUGGGUGCUGACGGGCACGUUGGCUGCCCUGCUGCUGUUCCGGAUUGCCCACGUGGAAUUCGGAUUGAGGGCGAAAGACUCGAUGGGCUGGGGCAGGCCGGUCGGAUACUUUGGCACGUUAGGUUUCGUGGUGGGCAUGAGUUCGUAUGCGGCUUGGCUGGGGAGGGGUUACUGGAACAAAUAG